GUACUACCUAGCAAAUAUCAUACGAUCCAUGGCUUAGUAAAGUACUGAGGUGACAAUGGAGACCACAGACCAUGCUACUGAGAGAGACCGUGCUACUGAGAGUGACCCUCUGAAGAGAGGAGAGGAUGGGGCGGAGACAGGAAUAGCACUAUCAGCAAAAGUGCUAAAGAACAAGAGUUUUGCCAAACUGACCCACUGGCGAACCGCAGUCUUCUUCCUCUCCUUGUUCAUCUGCCUCAUCAUAGUGUUUGCCUUCUCUUUCAUCAUCCCGUGUCCUGUGAGACCACAGUAUCUCAUCACCUGGAACCGGACAUUCUCUGAAGCAGCAACCUAUGACUUCUUAGCUAUUGAAGCUGCAAGCAACGACAAGGUGAUGGAUGUCCUAUUUGUUCUCAGAAUGAAAGAAGGCAGUCAGAACAAUACAUGUACUGAUGCAGGGCUGCCCUCGCCGUGUAUGUUUGUGUUAGCAGUGGAUGGGACAGAUGGAGAGACCUUGUGGGAGCGUCCACUCCAUCCCGAGUUCCACUGGGCCCAGUGUGGUUUGGAUAAAGGAACUCAAAGAAACUGGGACUGUCUGCUAUCCCAUUCUGACCAGUUCACAGCCAUUGACAAAUCCUCUGGUGCAAUUAGGUGGCAGCAGCCUCAGCCACCCAGUUUGAACAGCACUGUACCUGCUCUUAGUGUCCCAGAUCUGGAUGGCGACAAAGUCAGUGAUGUGGCUCUGGUGGCAUCUGACAACACACAGACUCAGCUGGUAUUCCUGUCAGGGAAGACAGGCAUCCAAAUUGGUUCUACAGUAGUUCUUGACUCCACACAAACAGCCAGUCAUCUUCUCCAUCACACUGCAGAGGGUUCUCACUAUGUUCUGCUCCAGAAAGACUCUGGCCUAUAUGGACUGGCACUGUGGAGGAUUGCUGCGAAAGCUAAACCAGGGAUGGAGGUCGGCCUGAAGAAGGAUAAAUACUGGGAGAGAAAGGCCAAUGCCACAUCUGGCCUUGUACCUGUCUACAAGUCUGACUCAGUGAGACGAGUGCUGAGAACAGAAGGAACAGAUGAUCCAUCCAACCUGCUGUUUGUGACUGAAAAGGAGGUCGCAUUAAUUGAUGGAAAAAAUCUGCAGCUACAGUGGAGAUUCAACACCAGCUCAGUCUUCACUGAGCCCUCCUUUGGCCACUUUAACAAAGAUGGCUUACUUGAUAUUGUGGUUGAGGAGGAUGUUGGCAACUACACAAAGAGGGUGAUUAUUCUAGAUGGGAAGUCUGGUGGCGUGCUGUGGGAAGUCAACCUCAUGGCCAGUCCUAACUCACCAAGACCUGACUCAAUACAUACCACCAACUCCUACUCCAUUUUUGUGCUCUGGGGCACAAUUCCAUCAGAGAUCAACUCCUCUGUACCGUUAAUCAGUGACCGACGUUCUUACAUGCUGCACCCUCUCUAUUCGAAUGUCCUCCUCGAGUCAAACAGUGUCAUGGACCACAUUGUAAUGUUUAAAGCCACACUGUUGGAGCAUGGUCGCCAUGCUGCCUACAUCCUGCUGACAGGUCCUGGGACGAAUGGAGCUGAAGGCACUGUGGAGCUAAGGAAGCAGAAACUGAAGCAGGAGGUCCCUUACAGCAAAGUAAUCCGUAUUGGCACUGGAGGAAACUCUGAGACCGAUGAGUACAUCAAAGAGGCCUUCAACCGACUCCGCUUCAGCGACUGGUGAAAGGAACUGUGACGUACACUGUAUCCUCAGUGUUAAAACCAGUUUGGCAGCACUGACUGUACAGUGGCUUAACUUGACUUUAUAAACCAAAGUGUGUACACUAGUUUUGACUUUUCAACUGCUGACAACUAAAAUUACUUGUGUUUAGACUUGUCUUGGUUUCCAGGGUACUUCUGUGAAUCUCCAUAGGACAAACUGGGCAUUAUACAUCUUCAGGCAUGAAUGUGUACACACUAUAAUAAUUUUAUGUAGUAUCCACAGAGCUGCUGUUCCAUGACAAUCACAGACGACUUGUGGUCUGCUGCUGAAAUAUGCAUCACAAGUACCUGUCUCGCUGUAUUGUUUUUAGCACUGCAUCAAUGCAGUGGUCUUGAUUUGAUUGCAGGGGCUGGAUUCUUAUUUGGAUCUAUGCAACUGUAUGUCGUCAUGUGUAUUUUAAAUCAUAUUAGCUUUAAAGAAAUUGCCACACAGUGGUAUGGCUUCCUUUUGGUAUUCUUGUAUCAAACUGUACAAUACAACAUUACACUGCCAGGCAAACGUUUGGACACACUUUCCCAUUCAGUUCAGUAGGAAAGUGUCCAAACUUUUGACUGCAGUGUAUGUGGUUGCAUUUUUUGUUACAAAUCAUAUUUGUGAAAGCAUUGGUAAGGCAGUCUUUUAGUCACAGGUACUGCUGUUGAUGUGUGUGAGUGUUCCUAUUUACUUAAUCCAAGAUGCUGUUACCUGUGAUGCUUUGUAACCGAGUAAACCUUAGGGGUGCUCAAUGCUGUAUCUCAAAGUUUCACCAUAAUAACUGUGUUACUGAUGUGGAUUUACAGCUUUUUGUAAAGCUGAUUGUUGUCUCA
Monopterus albus (swamp eel) is the source of this 2550-nucleotide messenger RNA. It is a transcript of the gene fam234a, whose product is annotated as family with sequence similarity 234 member A. The coding region runs from base 56 to 1705 and encodes 549 amino acids. NCBI's taxonomy places the organism in Eukaryota, Metazoa, Chordata, Actinopteri, Synbranchiformes, Synbranchidae. Gene Ontology annotation, molecular function: protein binding. The record is from RefSeq and is a predicted model, not a curated record. The transcript has 12 exons.